Messenger RNA from Mesocestoides corti, 723 nucleotides. Lineage: Eukaryota; Metazoa; Platyhelminthes; Cestoda; Cyclophyllidea; Mesocestoididae. The record is from the annotation of a GenBank genome assembly.
AUGGCUGGUAAUGAUCUUGCUGAUGCCUACUACAGUAUUCCACCUUUCACCAGAUACUGGUUUUCGGCCACAAUUAUUUUUUCACUCAUUGGGAAGCUAGGACUUAUCAGUGUGUAUUCGCUUGUAUUAUUCUGGAAAGAGUUCUUCUACGAUUUUCAGUUAUGGCGUCCAAUUACAGCACUUUUCUAUUAUCCCAUAACACCACAAACGGGGUUCCAUUUCCUCAUCAAUUUGUACUUCCUCUACUCAUAUUCUUCGCGCUUGGAAACAAGCACUUUUAGUGGAAGACCCGCAGACUAUGUGUUUAUGUUGCUUGUGCAUUGGAUAACACUGACACUUCUCUUCGAGCCGAUGGUCCUCAGCGUGAUCUACGUGUGGAGUCAACUGAACAAAGACGUUAUCGUUCAGUUUUGGUUUGGAACGCAGUUCAAGGCGGUGUACUUUCCUUGGGUCUUGGUGGUUCUUAACCUCAUUAUCCGUGGCAGCGCAACAAUGGAGCUGGUGGGGAUAUUUGUCGGUCACAUCUACUACUUUUUUUCUCAUCAAUACCCGCUAGAAUAUGGUGGGCCACAGAUUUUAAAGACCCCCGCCUUCUUGUACCGCAUGUUCCCUGGUGAACGCAAUUUCGUCUCGGGAUUCGGUGUUCCUCCUCGUCGAAUGGGAUCCCACGACGACAACGUCAGUCGGGGUUUCCCCGGUCGCGGACGCACCCUCAACGACUGA